AUUUCUUUAUUGUUUCCGCCACUUCUCGCUCUUGUUUCGCUUCUUUCCCAAUCUUUCGGCCACCCCCUUCUUAGGGCGUAAGCAACGAAAGGAAAGAAGAUCCAAGCCUAGCCUAUCUCUGCGGUUCCCCGGUCGCCCGAUCCGCGUCCAAGAUGGGAUACAUCGGCCACCAUGGGGUGGCGACGUUGCACAAGUACAAGUACAGCGGCGUGGACCACUCGCUAGUCGCUAAGUACAUCUUGCAGCCGUUCUGGAGCCGCAGCGUCACGCUUUUCCCUCUUUGGAUGCCACCAAACAUGAUCACUCUUACAGGAUUUAUGUUUCUGAUGGUAUCCGCAUAUCUUGGCUAUGUAUAUUCGCCCCAUCUUGAUACAGCUCCACCAAGAUGGGUCCACCUUGCUCAUGGAUUGCUUCUCUUUUUAUACCAGACUUUUGAUGCUGUUGAUGGUAAACAAGCUAGGCGUACGAAUUCAUCCAGUCCUUUGGGUGAACUUUUCGAUCAUGGAUGCGAUGCGCUUGCAUGUGCUUUCGAAGCCAUGGCCUUUGGGAGCACUGCACUGUGUGGUAGGAACACUUUUUGGUUUUGGGUAAUUGCAGCAAUUCCAUUUUACCUUGCAACGUGGGAACACUUCUUUACCAAUACACUUAUUCUUCCAAUAAUUAAUGGACCUACAGAAGGCCUCAUGCUAAUCUAUGUUUGUCACUGGCUGACAUUCUUUUUGGGAGCUGAAUGGUGGGCACAGGAUUUCAGGAAGUCAAUCCCUUUUUUAGGUUGGGUGCCAUUAAUUCCUGAGAUCCCAGUAUAUAGUGUUGUGCUAUUUAUGAUGAUUGCUUUUGGUGUGAUUCCAACUAUUGCUUCCAAGUAAGUUUUCUUUUUAUCA
Musa acuminata AAA Group (dessert banana) is the source of this 881-nucleotide messenger RNA. Its product is annotated as choline/ethanolaminephosphotransferase 1-like. Bases 153 to 866 code for a protein of 237 amino acids. The transcript has 11 exons. Gene Ontology annotation, cellular component: membrane. The record is from RefSeq and is a predicted model, not a curated record. Gene Ontology annotation, molecular function: phosphotransferase activity, for other substituted phosphate groups. Gene Ontology annotation, biological process: phospholipid biosynthetic process. Lineage: Eukaryota; Viridiplantae; Streptophyta; Magnoliopsida; Zingiberales; Musaceae.